This is a messenger RNA of Closterium sp. Naga37s-1, 2814 nucleotides long. Lineage: Eukaryota; Viridiplantae; Streptophyta; Zygnematophyceae; Desmidiales; Closteriaceae. The record is from the annotation of a GenBank genome assembly.
AUGGCGGCUGCAACCUCAGAGCCCCGGACGCUAGAGCGUCUCUGCUCGUCCAAAAUCGCCAAGCACCUCAAGCGCGCCUCGUCCCUGCUGGGCUCAGGCGACCUGUGGCAAAUGCACGCCGACGCGGAGGAGGCGAAGGCCACCACCCUCGCCGCUCAAGGCGGCGACGGCGCGGGUUCCGUGCGACGGCCGUGGAAAAUGAGCAGCCGCGUUGUCGCGCGCAUCGAGGCGUCGCUGUCGCGCUUCACGUGGCGGAAGCCGCCGCCUUCUCCCACGGCCCCGUGCAAACCGCCCAGGUCGCCGAUAGCCGCGAGUGUCACCGCCGAUCCGCCAGCAUUUUCGCCGAAAUCGCCCAAUCUUGCGUCGAGGAGGUUCAAGCAGCGCGGCGCCGCGGAGUCGCAGAUUCAGUUCCGCGUCUCCCCGUCCCCGCGUUCCUCCGCCGCUCGCGUCUCUCCGGGACUUGAUUCCGCUGCCGCCCGCAAGCGCAAUGCCGCGCACGCCACACAGGAGGAGCCCGUCCUGGGUCGCGGGGCGUCCGCCGCUCGUCGCGGGCGGGCAAGCUUGAGCAUGGAUGAGGGGCAGCUGCGCGCAUGGCAGCUGCACGGUGCAGCAACGCCUUCAGACGCCGUUGACAAAGACAGUCUAGACAGGAAUGCCGUUACUACUGGAGACGUUUUGUUUCCAAAGAAGCAGGCGGAGGAUCUGAACCUGGAGGAUUUGGGUCGUGCUGGCAUGACAGAGCGGUCUUUCGUGCGCAGCGGGCGGUGCGCUCAGAGCGGACCGCUGCGGCAGCGGAGAGACGGCAACCAGCCGAGCAGCAGGGUCACAUGGAGCCCUGCUGCUAGCGGCAGCGGAAGGGCCGCCAUGGAGAGCCCUGGUACUAGUGGAAGCGGGAGAGACAGCAUGGGGAGCCCCCAUAUUAGCGGAAGCGGGAGAGGCGGCAGCAGCAGGGCAAUGGUGGUAGGCGCGUCUCGGUCGCUCACUCCCCCUCCCAGCCCAACUGUUAAAACAUUCUCGUUCGAGGCGUACCGGCAGCAGCAGAUGGCCGCGCAAGCAGAGUGGGUGGCGCGGCGCCUGGAUGCAGCGGCGGAGCUCUACUGCGCCAUGAACGGGGAGGAGGGGGAUGCCGCCAUAAACGGGGUCCAGGGGGGCGCCUCCGCCUCCGCCAGCGCGUGCCGCUGCCCCAUAGUGGUGCUGGGGGCGGGCACUCCGCACGUGCAGCCGGUGCUGAGUCAACACGGGCACAUGUGGCAUGAGAGCAGCGCGUGCGCUCAGUACCUCAUGGACAAGCACGGCAUUCCCUCCGCACACAUCUACAAGGAGUGGGCGUCGUACGACACGGUGGCAAACGGCUUCUUCUCGCUCGUGUGGCACGCAGUGCCGCGGCGCUGGCAGCGCCUGCUGGUGCUCACGUCCGCCUUCCACAUGCCGCGCUCUGCCCUCAUCUUCCACUGGAUCUUCUCCCUGCAUGGCUCGGCGCAUUCUCUUCCGCGCUCUCCUCACUCUCCUCCGCUGCUUUCACCAUCCUCCUCCUCCUCCUCCUCCUCCUCCUCCUCCUCCUCCUCCUCCUCCUCCUCCUCCUCCUCCUCCUCCUCCUUCCUCCCCCUCUCCCCCUUGCGGCCACCACACGGCCAAUGGGAGGAGUACAUUCCCCCCUGGAGGGACCAUGGGGGAAGGGCGGACGGAAAAGAGGAGACUGUGGAGGGGGAAGGUGCAUUCAGGGGAGGGUGGUCUGCAGGACAGUGUGGGGAGAAGGCAGGGGGAAAUGGGGCUCCGUUGGGGGAUUCACCUGAUCAGGUGGUUUCUCAGGUGGCGUCACCUGGGGAUCCGUUGGAGCAGGGCUAUGAGAUUCGGUUCAUCAGUGCAUCGGAUGCCGGAAUCAACCCUGACAUGAUUCAGGUGCUUCCCACCCCAUCCAUGCUCCACUACACAUACCACUACCCUCACAUGGUUCAGCACUCCCAUCCAAGCCUGCUCUCCCCUCCCUCCUCCCUUUCAGCCGAGCUUAGGCAAGGAGGCGGGCAGCAUUCGCCUGCUGCAGCAGUGCAUGGCAUGUCUGCAUCUUCUUCCUGCCUCGUCCUGUUCCCCACCACCACUCCCAACACUCCCCUGCUCUGUAUCCCCCUCCCCUCUGGCAUUCGCCUGCUGCUGCUCUUCAUUGCAUCAGUGCGCUCCCCGCCAGCCUUCUACCCCUACAUACACACGGAGCAUCCUUCCCAACACUUCCCUCCUCUUACUCCAUCUCCCUCUCAAUCCCCAUCCCUCCCAGGCCCGGCAAAGCAAGGAAGCGGACAGCAUUCAACUGCUGCUGCCCUACAUUGCUUCAGUGCGCUCCUUGCCGGCCUUCCACCACUACAUGCACACAGAGCACCCCUCCCAAUUCUCCCUUGUCUGCUCAAUUCCCAUUCCUCCCAGGCCCGGCAAAGAAAAGAAGCAGACAGCAUUCGCCUCCUGCUGCCCUACAUUGCGUCAGUGCGCUCCCUUCCUGCCUUCCACCACUACAUGCACACACAGCACCCUACCCAAUACUUCUCCCUUCUGUACUCAAUCCCUCAUCCCUCCCAGGCCCGGCAAAGAAAGGAAGCGGACAGCAUUCGUCUGCUGCUGCCCUACAUUGCGUCGGCCCGGCAAAGCAAGGAAGCGGACAGCAUUCGCUUGCUGCUGCCCUACAUUGCUUCAGUGCGCUCCUUGCCAGCCUUCCACCACUACAUGCACACGGAGCACCGAGCAUACAACGUGCAGCACCAGGAAGAGUUUGGACGGGUGAAGAGUGCCGAGGAGGCGACGUUUGAUCCCAUCAAGCUGUGCUACUGA